This is a messenger RNA of Pseudocercospora fijiensis CIRAD86, 714 nucleotides long. RefSeq lists its product as uncharacterized. The transcript is spliced from 2 exons. The record is from RefSeq and is a predicted model, not a curated record. The coding region runs from base 1 to 714 and encodes 237 amino acids. NCBI's taxonomy places the organism in Eukaryota, Fungi, Ascomycota, Dothideomycetes, Mycosphaerellales, Mycosphaerellaceae.
AUGAAUGAAGAGCAGCGAAUAAACGUGUGCAAGACAAGUCUUAAUCAGAUCUACACCAUGUUGCGCACAUCCCCUCAAGACUGGCGGAACUACCUCACACUGGCUAGGACCAUCAUCACUCACCUCGAUACCACCACCUUUAUGCAGAGAUCCGAUCGAACAUCAGAGCAAGUGUGGGUGAUAGCUGCCAUGCAGCGCUUGGCUUUCAUGGACGCAGAUAGCGGCGCCGUGAUCGAUGUCGCAUCGUGGUGCGCACGGCAAUGGCUUGUUAUCAAUCAACGUGAGCCAGGCAACCUUGCCGCUUUGAGAGGAAUCGGCCAGGUCUGGUUAUUGAGGGCGCAGCCAACGCUGGCUAAGAUUCAUCGGGUUGAGGGACACUCAUCGUCAAGCACGGCAUCUCAGCUUUCUAUUCGAUCAAGCAAUGAUUCCAUUUCAGCAGCUGAAGCAGAGCGACGUGCUGGAAGUGCCGACUACGUUGAAGCGAGAGGCUUUCUUCAGCCUGCAACAGAAUACCUUGAGCGUGCCAUUGCCGCAGCAACAUCACAACAGAAUGUGUCUGGCGAUCUUCUUGCCACAGCUGCAGAAGCAUACAUGUCUCUCGGAAAUACGUCAAGUCCCCGCAUAAAUCAACAGUACUUCAAGAGAGCAAUACAGUUGCUGCAAGCAGCUACGUCUAUACCGGGAUACACCUUGAGUCGAUAUUUGCAAUUGUAA